This is a messenger RNA of Ogataea polymorpha, 624 nucleotides long. RefSeq lists its product as uncharacterized. Gene Ontology annotation, cellular component: ribosome; cytosolic large ribosomal subunit. The record is from RefSeq and is a predicted model, not a curated record. Gene Ontology annotation, biological process: translation. Gene Ontology annotation, molecular function: structural constituent of ribosome. Lineage: Eukaryota; Fungi; Ascomycota; Pichiomycetes; Pichiales; Pichiaceae. The coding region runs from base 153 to 590 and encodes 145 amino acids. The transcript has a single exon.
UUCGAGACCUAUCAGGUAAUAAAAGACCAUGUGAACCACUCAACAGGACGGAAUAUUGCACAUAAAUUUCCACAACACCUUUUUGAUUUAUAACGACUGUGCUUCAUUGCGAAAAACCUACGAUUUAUCUUUGAAAUACAUGUGCCGUCAGUAUGAGUACACACUCCUUUGUGCUUGAUAGGUCAGGUUGUUUAGUGCUAACAAUUUUAGCUGUCGUGGUCAGAGGCAGAUACGCAGGAAAGAAGGUCGUCAUUGUGAAACCUCACGAUGAGGGUACCAAAUCCCACCAAUUCCCACACGCUAUUGUCGCCGGUGUCGAGAGACAACCACUCAAGGUGACCAAAUCCAUGGGAAAUAAGAAAAUUGCUAAGAGAACUAAGAUCAAGCCAUUCGUGAAAGUCAUCAACUACAACCACUUGAUGCCAACCAGAUACUCGUUCGAGGUCGAGUCUUUCAAAAACGCUGUCUCCGUGGAAGCUUUGUCUGAGCCAUCCCAAAGAGAGGAAGCCAAGAAGGUGAUCAAGAAGGCAUUUGAGGAGAGACACCAAGCCGGCAAGAACAAGUGGUUCUUCACCAAGCUUGCCUUUUAAAUCAUACUAAAUAGUGCUUAAUCAUUGACUUAAA